Molecule: messenger RNA, 7679 nt
Organism: Conger conger (European conger)
Lineage: Eukaryota; Metazoa; Chordata; Actinopteri; Anguilliformes; Congridae
Product: synaptic vesicle membrane protein VAT-1 homolog
Exons: 6
Coding region: 239-1591 (450 amino acids)
Molecular function (GO): oxidoreductase activity
Source: RefSeq, a predicted model, not a curated record
UCAAUCUCAGAGCAGCUGAACGCCGCUAAGGUUUUUCCUCCCAUCUCCGGGAACCUGCGCAGUCCUGUGUCGCGUGUUGCUCUGGCAUUUCGUUUCUGCACAUAAGUUUUCAUUUCAUCUGCCGUAGCGAGACACAGAACGCGUUCAGUUUUCUCAAAGAUACCCAUUUAAGAAAACCAACACCAGAAAUCUAAAGAACCGUCGCACAUUUGCGUUCCAGCGAUCAGCAGCGAUUACGAUGUCUGGCGAAGACGCACCUGCUCAGGAGCAGAAAGCUGAGGAUCAGAAGCAAGAAACCAAAACAAGCGAACAGCCUAAAACUGAAUCUAAACCGGAGUCCAAGUCGACCACCGAAGCUCCGGCUGCAUCGGCUACGGCGACAGCAGCAGAUAAGCCUCCCGAGGAGGAGGUUUUCACCUACCGGUCCUUGGUACUCUCCGGCCAUGGAGGCUAUGAUAAAGUCAAGUUGCAGGUGAAGAAGGGCAAGCCGGCUCCGAAGAAUGGAGAGGUCGUGGUGCGAGUCAAGGCGUGCGGACUUAACUUUGCAGAUCUGUUGGGAAGACAGGGGUUGUACGACCGCCUGCCAUCUCCACCCGUCACGCCCGGAAUGGAGUGCUCCGGAGUGAUUGAGGCUGUGGGAGAAGAAGUAACAGACAGAAAAGUGGGUGACAAGGUGUUCGUGUUAAACCGGUUCGGGAUGUGGCAGGAGGUGGUGACGGUGGCGGCCAACCACACUUUCCUCAUGCCGGAGGGGAUGGGCUUCGAGGAGGCCGCUGCCCUGCCUGUCAACUACAUCACAGCCUACAUGAUACUGUUCGACAUGGGCAACCUGCGGCCCAACCAGAGCGUGCUGGUCCAUAUGGCUGCAGGCGGCGUGGGCAUCGCUGCCACCCAGCUGUGUCACACGGUGAAGGACGUGACCGUGUUCGGCACGGCGUCUGCCAGCAAGCACGAGACCAUCAGUGAGGGAGGGGUCACGCACCCCAUCGACUACCGCACGCGGGACUACGUGGAGGAGGUCCGAAAGAUCAGCCCCAAAGGUUUGGAUAUUGUACUGGAUCCGUUGGGAGGCUCCGACACCCACAAGGGUUAUAACCUGCUAAAGCCCAUGGGGAAGCUUGUCACUUACGGUGCCGCCAACGUUCUGACCGGCCAGAGGAAGAACCUGCUGGCCAUGGCUAAGACCUGGUACAACCAGUUCUCGGUCAACGCGUUCAGCCUCAUGCACUCCAAUAAGUCCAUGUGCGGCUACCACCUGGGCCACCUGGAUGGAGAGUUCGAGCUCAUCUCCCAGGUGGUGGCCAAACUGCUGGACCUCCACGCGCAAGGCAAGAUCAAACCCAAGGUGGACUCUACCUGGCACUUUGAGCAGGUGGGUGAUGCGAUGAGGAGGAUGCAGGAACGGAACAACAUCGGCAAGGUCAUCCUCCUGCCUGAGCCCAAGAAGGAGGAACCCAAGAAGGAGGAGGAAGAGAAGAAAGAGGAGAAGAACGAGGAGAAUAAAGAGGAGAAGAAAGAGGAGAAAAAGGAGGAGCCAAAGAAAGAGGAGGCCAAGAAAGAGGAGAAACAAGAGGAGCCCAAGAAGGAGUGAAAUGUAGAUUCGGGGGUGCCCCUGCCUGGCGAAUGGGGAAGGUGCAGGUUGUUGUUUUUAUGGGGUGAGGGACUGAGGGUUGGGCCCUUGUUUAAUUUUUACCACAGUUUGAGUCACCACAGAUCAUCUUUCUGCUCUCCUCUCCUGUCCUGCUGGGGAAUCACUGCCCUGGGCUGCCCCACCCCCCUCCCCACAAUGGUCCUCCUACACCAGGGGGCAAUUAAUCCCUCAAACGCUCUCAUACAUUUGCCCCCUUAAUUGGACAUGCGAUCAGAUAUUUUAGUAAUCCUCUCCAUGAUUAAACCCUUAAAUCUGAUCCAUGUGGAACAGGAACCCCCCACACUCUCCCCAUUGGCUUAGACUGCGGAUGAGUUCUACCUGCCACACUUCCCUUUUUUUUUUUUCUUUAAAUGUUCCCGCCCACCCCCAAUAUAGCACCCCCUCCCCCUCCUUUCUCACAAUGCUCCCAGACUCGCAGACAGACCGAACCCUCUGACACCCUCACCUUAUCCGACCGUCUUCAGAACCUUCGCGGUUGUGACGUCACACACGGUAGCCGUGGCUGCGUCAGCAUUGUAGGUGAUUGGCUGUUGGCUGCCCAGAGAUAGUUGCUUGCACAUAAGCUUAUUGGCUACCCCCCUCUGAGGAGUAGAUAUUUUUCGCUGAAGCAUGUUUUGGCCUGUUAACUGAGUGGAUACUUAGCCAUUUCAUUUCAGUUAUAAUCAAUCACAACUUUUUGCCUGUUUCACCCUAAAAUGAUGAGUAUUUAUGUUACAUUCACAUCCAGUAAGCGGUGUUGUCAUGUUGAAUGUAGUGUUAUGGUAUUUCUUUGGUAAUUGGAUGACAUUAUCCCUUUAAUCUCAGUAUUGUUAAGACCUGUACUUUUUUAGGUGAGUUCUUACGCAGAAUUUGCUUAAUGAACGAUUGGAAUUGCCUGAAAACAUUUCUAAAAACGAACCAUUUGUUGUUUUUUAAAAAAGUGAAUACUGGCUGAGAUGUUAUCGCUCGUUGUUGCCAUCGGCUGUAGUUUGCAGGCAAAAAUGCGGUUUGAUCUCAAAUUUUAUUCCUGCUGGUCUAUUGGGAUCCUCCUCUGGUGCUCUGUUUCCUGGACCGUUUCCCAUAAUUCUCCUGUCUCGCCUCGGUGACAUUUGCUUGUUGUGCUGCAGCCAGGGAAAAAGCCAGCUAGAAAAAGACCGAACCUACCCUAGUGAUGAGUCUCAGCCCCACCCUUCCUCCUCUGUCUCUCUCCGUUUUCCCCUCUCUCCACCCCCCCCCCCCUUCCUCGGGUCGGCAUAGCAACAGGCAUCCAGCUCAUCAGAGAUGUUAGCGAGGUACGACACACUCUCUCUCUCUCCCUCCCUCCCUCCCUCUCUCUCUCCCUCCAUCCCUCCCUCUCUCCCUCCCUCCCUCUCUCUCUCUCUCUCUGCCAGAGGCUGUUCGUCAUGUAUGACUCAUUCCCCGUUACAUGCAAAGGUCCAGCCAGUUCAGGAUUAAUACCUUACUAUGUGAAGCUUUCAUGGUUUUGCACAAAUAAGUUUAAUUGUAUUGACUCAGAGCUUCACCUCUCCUCCCCCACCACCACCACAACAACCCCCGCUCUCUGUUCCAAGUAUUGCGCCUCUCCCCAGAGCAGUCCCCGUCAAGAUAUACAGAAAUAUGAUUAUUUUUACUAACGUCUCCGUGGUCGCCAGUGUUUGGUGUCCAAUCUAAUCUGUACACCAUCAUAUAUUUAUGUUGGUUCUGUUAGGUCUGUCUGUGGGUCUGGGUCCGUCUGGUCUGUGGUGGCUCUUUAGUAAAGAGACUGAAAAGGUGUGUUGCCAGUUGUUUUAGCAUGAGCUGCUUCACUCAUGUUUUGUGAGUGUGUUGUGUGUGUGUGUGUGUGUGUGUGUGUGUGUGUGUGUGUAUGCAUGUGUGUGUGUCCUGAGAUCUAAAACACUCUUCUCCUUAGCCACUCUUCCUCCAAAUCAUUCCAGGAUUUUCUCCCAUUAUAUAUUCAAAAUGACUGCUCUCUGUUCUGAGGUCUGGGUAGGGCUGCCUUAGCUGGCUCUGUUCUGAGGUCUGGGUAGGGUUGCCUUACCUGGCUCUGUUCUGAGGGCUGGGUAAGGCUGCCCCGCUGGUACUGUGCCCAUAGGGCUGGCUACGUUUGGGUGUUUUGCACUCUCCCAACCAGCCGUGUUGCACUUCCAGGAUUAACUGGCGCUCUUAACGGCAGUACGCCCCGGGCCUUUCCAGCCGUCUUUACAGCCAGCUGUGAUUCAUAAGGUGUUCACCAGGAGCUGAAUUUCCCUCACGGGAUAUUCGCAGCACCCCCUGGUGGUGAUGUGUGCACAUGAACGAGAGCUCGUAAACCCCUGCAGGGUCUCGUCUCCAGCCCCUGGUUCUGGCUGUAGCUCAGCGGUGCCUGCUGAGAUGAAAAUUUGACAGGGCAGAAAACUUCCCCUUAAAUUGAUUAUGGUUUUCAAACCGUUUUCAGUCGUUUCCCUUGAUUGACAAUUGUUAAUUCACUGGUUCAAAAUAGGGCUUAGGUGGUGACUUGGUACUCAGUCCGGCUUUACUGCUGUGUACUUACUGUGAACUCGAUGUGUUGCCUCCCUGUGUUUGGCUACAUUUAUAAUGUAAAGUCUGCAAGAGACAUCAUAAUACAUUAUAGUACAUGGCCGGGCUAUGAGAAAUGAAACUCAUAGCAUAAGUGACAAAUUGGAAUGAUGAACUCAAGUAUAUUAUUCAAUAUUUUUAAAAUACGUGUAGGCCUACUCUUUGUUCUCCGUACUCACACUGAUAAUAUUCAUGCCAAAAUUCAGCAAUGUGCGGAUUCUGACAUUUAAACGAUCUCCUAUAAACUAUCUCCGAUAGUUAACCAAGUGGUUAAAGUUAACCAACCAUGUUUUUCCGUUAAGUGUAUGUCGCGAUUAGAACUGACCUUUCUUCAUUGAUUUUGUCAUUUAAUCCCCCUCACAUGAUGUGAAGAAUGAAGCCGUUUGUUUACCUGCCCAUUGAUUAUUCAGAUCCUUCGGACACUUGUUUUUCAAGGAAAAUGAAGGCCUGUUUUUUUCAUUCUGCCCCGUCUAUUUUCAGCUCACCAACCACCUCUGUGUUUAGGAGAAGGAGUAACUGUGUUUAUCUGGUUUUGGGAGUAACUGUUUAUCUGGUUCUGUUCUUUUUCCUGCUUUUUUGCUGGGUUUUCUGUGUUCCUGUGGAUGGUGUAGUGCAGCGUGAUUAACAAGUGCUAAAGUGAAGAAUGUUGUGAUUUAUGUACAUUGUUACUUUUAAUUUCUUUUGUUUCUCUUUGUACACGAGGGUUUAAAUUCAAAGUGACAUGCUCUUAAUGGGGACCUGCCGCAGUGCAUUCCUUCAGAGUGACCGCAGUUGUACUUCCUCAAAGGCCUUGACCAAGUGUGCCAAAUCAUGUGUGCGCCCUUCUUGACUUCGCUUUGACAACAAGCCAUUUCUUUUUUUUUUUUUUUUACUUUUUCUCCAAUUGUGUUGCUGCCUCCAUAGCACAUGGAUACCCUUUCUGUGACCAAAAACAAAAAAAACAUAAAAAUUCUUGCACUCUGUAUGGUUUCUCUCUUAAAUAUUUGUGUUGGCUGACUUUUUUUUGCUGCAGCUGAACUCCAGUUCCAUCGCUGUAAUUCUCCCUUUGCCAAACUGUCAAGCAUUCCCAGUGCCUCUUUUGUGACGAAUGCCAGAUUACCUCCUCAAACUUUCCAGCCCCUGUGGGAUCUUCCUGCACUGCUUCCAGAUGAGCGCAAAGGGUAGACCAGGUGACUCGCGUAAUGCACAGUGUUAAAACGGUCAGUGUUAAAUCAAGUCUGUCAGAGUGAUUUUCCAAAGUAGAUAAUUAGACGACCUAUUAUCCACUGUGGACUAAUGGUAAAGACUUUCGGCCCAUAAUAAUAUCUUACUUUUCUCAAACGCAAACCUGCGAUGGGUCCGGUCUGAAUGUCUUGAGCGUGCCGCGGUGCAUUAUGGGUAGGCCGGUCAAGCACGCUGACGUGCUGCCUUGCGGCUGAGCGCGUAAAAUGCACGAGAGCUUUAGCGUAGUCCGCUAAACACGGCAUCGCAUGCCAAGCUUCCAUACGGCAUCUCCACAUCCUCAUCCUGUUGCUCUGGAGAGGGUUCGGGCAGUGAGGAGGAGGAAGCAGAUGCUCGCUCCAGCUGCGGAGGUCAGUCACGAGGGAACGCUGGCUCCUCAGCCAGACGCGCGUCUCCACGCCCAAAUUCCGCUUCUCCUCUGGCCGCCAGACAUUCUUUCAGGUUGUCAACUCGCAAAAAAAAAAAUAAGAAAGGAAACCUCAAUUUUAUUUACGUAAUUUGAAUUCUCCCAGCGUGAUUUUUCCUGCUUUAAUUGAGACCAAAUGGCCGGGGCCUUAGUUGGGGUGGGGCUAGAAAGUGACUGGAUUCUUACAAGAUGGCUUUCGGAUGAGCCAAUCUCCCCCACCCUCCCCCCCGGCCCCUAAGGCCUAAUGGCUUUUCCAGCCCUGUUAUUCUCUAUCCUUCUGCAGCCUGCUAGCCAAGGCCAGGUCACGACUCUAAGCUGGGUCUGAACACACCCAGUGUCAAAUUCUGGUCAGGAACAGCACUGCGACAUCCUUCCAACCAGCAGUAAAGUAGACCUGGCUUUGGAAAUUAAAUGAAGCAAAUCUUUUGGCUGAGAUUAGUACCUCAAAACUUGCGUCAGCUGUACUGACGCAACCAGUGAACUGAAUGAAACGCAUUACAUAUUUGGCUAUAAGCAGUAUGUUUUUGGUAUUUUCUUUCGUUUAAUUCACAAUUAGGCUGAUCAUAAAAUACUCGUAUUUUAGGGUUCGGGUAUUUACUGGCCCCACCACUUCAAAGGUAUGCUUGUCCAAUCCGAAUUUAACCGUGGGCUAAAACAAGAAAACAAGAUCUGAACCAAGUGCUUAGAAACAAGCUCUUCUGUCUGGAGAUUCUGGUUUUGUGUGAGCGGCAGCCCUUCGGACAUAAAAUAUUCUCACAAAGCUACUGGAACGUUCUGUCAAUAUUAUAACAUUGGCGCUACAUGACAGCCACGUCGUGAUGUUUUGUAUUCCCUGGGGGUGCGCCGUUUCCCUGUUCUAGUUCACCGCGUUGUCUCUGGCCUCUCACAGCUGCGCGGCUGUGCCAAAGCAGAGUGUGUGCGGAGGCGUAGGUGCCAAACCGAAUGGGGGAACGUGAGAUGCACCUGUCACACAGUCUGCGUGAAACAGGCCAAACCCCCGUCAGACAAAACAUAGGCUGACCACCAGGUACUUCCAUCCGCCGGGCAGCGAUGCUGCCAGGCAACGUUGUCAGUGUUAUGAAGAUGUGCGGGCUGGCUCGCUGUAAGCGUGUUUGGCAGACAGAUGAAAUCACUCCGUGGCUUAUUGCCUUUCCGAGCAGCAGUACAGCACGUUUGUCGAUGUGCUAGUAACCGAAGUCGUAAUUACUUCAAACUCAAAGUGCCAUUGCAGAGAAAACCGUGAGUUAGCGCUUUACUUGACCCCCCCCUCGUCAUAAGGCCGACAUAACGCUGUCAUCAACAUGACUUAACAGCUGUCACAAGAUAGCAUAACAAAUGAGGUCACUUCCUGUCAAAUUGUAUAACUCGUACUUUUUUCGGUAAAUGUUAUGACCGAUUCUCCAAUAAAGGUAUGAAUUGUGUCAUUUGACAUAACCUGACAUCAUGUUAUGCCGUCUUGACCGCUGUUGUGUCAUGUGAAUGACAGUGUUAUGUAAGCCUUACGGCGAGGGGUUCAAGUGGUGUUACUGUAAUUACCAGCCUGUGAUUGAUGGUUACUGCAGCCAUUCUCUUAGCUGCUGCAGGUUUCCAGCCAGGAUCACUCGUUCGGUCUAGAAAACACCUGUGUGCUCUACCAGUAUUAGAUUUUGUUCCUUUUUUUUUGUCGCAUUUGCUUAUUUUUCUGCAAUUGCAGUGUCUGCUUUGUACUUAAACCCUUUUGAAGAAAUGCUGCUUCCGUGCUUGAAUCCAGGUUGACCACGUGUUUGCGGUGCUGUUCACAUGGACUAGAACUUGUAAUGCUUUCCUGUGUGAUGUUACCAUAUGCCUUACAUGUUUCUCCAAUUAAUAAAAAGCUUAACACAAAAA